Molecule: messenger RNA, 9738 nt
Organism: Pyrus x bretschneideri (Chinese white pear)
Lineage: Eukaryota; Viridiplantae; Streptophyta; Magnoliopsida; Rosales; Rosaceae
Exons: 22
Coding region: 146-5299 (1717 amino acids)
Biological process (GO): recognition of pollen; protein phosphorylation
Molecular function (GO): ATP binding; protein kinase activity
Source: RefSeq, a predicted model, not a curated record
AACAUGUACAACAAAAUUUUCUGCCUUUGACUUUGAGAGCAAUGGUAGACUUUUCCUUACAACAAAAUUGAAAAGUCAUUUUCUCUCAACGAAAUUUACAGAUACUCUUCACCUUUCUUUUUCUAGAAAACGCAUUAGAAUUCAAAUGGGGUUUGGAAGCGAAACCGUUGGUACUAUUUUCGAUUCCACCAUGUUCGUCCUAAUUUUGUUCAGCUUGCUUCUGUCACAGCAUCAUUGUGCUGAAGUUUAUGAAAUAACUCCGUCACAACCAUUUUCACAGACACAAACCCUUGUCUCCCCCAGCCGCAUUUUCGAAUUGGGGUUCUUCACUCCUAAUGGUUCGGUUAACAAGUACGUGGGGAUAUGGCACACGAACAUAUCUCCGAGGAAAGUUGUAUGGGUUGCCAACAGAGAAAAUCCUCUCGCAGCUUCAGAUACCUUGGCUAAUUUGACAAUUAGCAGCAAUGGGAAUCUGGAGCUUGUAGAUGGGAAGCAGAAUUCUCUUUGGUCAACGAAUAUUUCGGUGCCAUCUAAUGGUUCAGCUGCAGAGCUAUUGGACAGCGGAAAUCUUGUCGUAAAAGAUGACGAUGUCGGAGCUGAUCCAUUGUGGCAGAGUUUUGAUUAUCCUAGUGACACACUUCUACCAAAUAUGGUGCUGCUGGGAUUCGAUAGCAAAUCCGGAAAGCGAAGUUUACUGAAAGCCUGGAAAAGUGAGAGUGAUCCAUCAGCUGGCUUGUUCUUGGCUGGACUUUCACAGGACGUUCCAUCACAAGUGUUCAUUUGGAUUAAUGAAUCGAAACCCUACUGGAGAAGUGGGGCAUGGGAUAAAUCAAGUUUCAUCGGGGUACCGGAUAUGAAUAAUCAAUAUCUAAGUGGAUUCACUCUAAAUGAUGAUGUGAACCAGGGAACAAAAUCUUUUUCUUACAGGUUUUAUGACAAAACGCUUUCAUAUCUUGGCGUCUCUUCGGACGGAGUACUGAGUCUUAAGCUUUCGGACAAUGGCAGCAACUGGUGGCUUAACUGGGAGGCACCGGUGAAUCCAUGUGACAUUUAUGCAACAUGUGGAGUUUAUGGUGUCUGCAAAGGUUCUGAAUCUCCAAAUCCAAAGUGCGAGUGUUUGAAAGGGUUUGUACCAAAAUCAAAUGAGGAAUGGAGCAACGGAAACAGGACUGGAGGGUGUGUGAGGCACACCGAAUUGUUUUGUGAUCAGAGUAACACAAGCAGGUCAUUGGCUUCAGGAGGAAAACAAGAUGGGUUUCGGAAGAUGGUGGGAUUAAAGCUACCAGAUUUUCAUGAGCUUAUCGAAAAUCUGGAGGCUGACGAGUGCAAGAUACGAUGCCUAAAUAAUUGUUCUUGUCAGGCUUAUGCGCAAGUUAAUAAUAUAGGGUGUUUGGUCUGGUCCAGUGACCUUAUUGAUAUACAAGAGUUUCCCUCUGACGGGAACGAUCUUUAUAUUCGCCUAGCAAAUGGAGAAUUAGACGAAGGAAAGCCAGUAAAGCUAAUUGCCAGCCUCACUGCUGUUGGUUUUAUCAGUAUCUUGAGUGCCAUAGCGUUCGGUGUUCAGAGACUGCGCCAUAAAAAAACAGGGAACACAAAAGAAAAAACGAAGUUAAUGCAGUUGAAUCAUACAAGUGAUGAUUCAAGGGACAAUCUUCAAGAAUACAUACGAAAACAUGAUCCAUCGGAGCUAUUCAUCUAUGAUUUUGACAGCAUAGUGAAUGCCACAAGCAAUUUCAGCACCAUGAACAAACUCGGGGAAGGAGGUUUCGGCCCUGUUUACAAGGGUAAGCUACAAGAAGGAAAGGAAAUAGCAGUAAAACGGCUAUCUAGUAGCUCGGGGCAAGGCAUAGAGGAGUUCAAGAAUGAGAUGCUGUUGAUCUCCAAACUCCAACACAAAAAUCUUGUUAGGAUCAUGGGCUGCUGCGUCAAAGACGAUGAAAAGUUACUGAUUUAUGAGUUCAUGCCUAACAGAAGCUUGGAUACUCUUCUAUUCGAUCCAAAGCGCAGAGCAGAGCUUGAUUGGGCUAGACGCUUCAAUAUUAUUCAGGGAGUUGCUAGAGGGCUUCUUUAUCUCCACCACGAUUCCCGUUUGAAGGUAAUCCAUAGAGAUUUGAAGGUUAGUAACAUUCUCUUGGAUGAGAAUAUGAACCCAAAAAUUUCAGAUUUUGGAUUGGCACGAAUCAUUGAAGCGACACAGAGUCUAGCAAACACUCACAAGGUUGUGGGAACACUUGGCUAUAUGUCUCCCGAGUAUGCCAUGGGUGGGAUAUUUUCUGAAAAAUCUGAUGUCUAUAGCUUUGGUGUCUUGCUAUUGGAGAUUAUCGCCGGCAAAAAGAAUACUAGCUUCUAUUACAAUGAAGAACAGCACGGAUUUUUAGCUUAUGUUUGGCACUUAUGGAAUGAAGGCAGGGGACUGGACUUGCUGGAUGAAGUAUUGGCGGAUUCAUAUUCGUCAUCAGAAGUAACGAGAUGCAUGCAUAUCGGACUUCUUUGCGUACAGGACAAGUCUGAAGAUAGGCCAACCAUGCCGGACGUAGUUUUCACACUAAGUAGUGAGACGGAUCUUCCACUACCUAAGCAGCCUAUAUUUUCUAAUUUCCGAAACUCAGUCUAUGAUCCUCAACCCCAAUAUGACAAUAUUUUCUCUGCAAAUGAAGCUACCAUAACCGUGAUCGAAGGUCGGUUAGCCCAAAACAGUAUUUCAAUGUUUCAAUGUUUGAUCGUAUUGCUUUUCAGGGAAUUUUUAAUCAUUCAGAUGCAAAUUAGAACCGAAAGUAGUGUUAGUGCUAUGAAUUCCUCCAUGUUCUUCCUAUUCUUCUUCAGCUUGCUUCUUCUGUCACGGCACCAUUGUGCCGAAGUUUACAAGAUAAGUCCUGCACAACCAUUAUCAGAGGGACAAACUCUUGUCUCCUCCCGCCAGGUUUUCGAAUUGGGAUUCUUCAGUCCUAAUAAUAAUUCCGGUAAUAACACGUAUGUGGGGAUAUGGCACAAGAGUAUUUUUCCUCGAAAAGUUGUAUGGGUGGCCAACAGAGAAAAGCCGAUUGCAGCUUCAGACACCUUGGCUAGUUUGAGAAUAAGCAGCAAGGGGAAUCUGGAGCUUGUAGACGGAAAACAGAAUCCUCUUUGGUCAACGAAUAUUUCGGUGCAAUCUAAUGGUUCAGCUGCAGCUCUUUUAGACACCGGAAACUUUGUUGUAAAAGAUGAUGACGUCGGAGCUGAACCGUUGUGGCAGAGUUUUGAUUAUCCUAGUGACACACUUCUACCAAGUAUGCUGCUGGGGUUCGAUAGCAAAUCUGGAGAGACGAAUUUCCUGACUUCCUGGAAAAGUGAGAGUGAUCCAUCGACGGGGAUGUUCAUGGUUGGAUUGACACCACAGGUGCCAUCACAGAUUGUAGUUUGGAUUAAUGGAUCAACUCUCUACUGGAGAACCGGGCCAUGGGAUAAAUCAACGUUCAUCGGGCUACCAGGUACAAAUGAUGCAUAUACAAGUGGAUUCAGAUUAGAUGAUAAUGCAGAGGAAGGAACAAAGUAUUAUUCUUAUAAUUCUUAUAAUUACGGGGACAUGUUGGCAUACAUAGACAUCUCUUCAGACGGUACAAUUAAGAUUAAGUAUUCUCAAAGUGGAGAGAACUGGAUUCUUGACUUUGUAUCACAAAAUAAUUCAUGUGAUCAGUAUGCAGCAUGCGGACCUUUUGGGGUUUGCAAACGUUCUGAAUCUCCAACAACUCCAAUAUGCAAGUGUUUGAAAGGGUUUGUAUCAAAGUCACACGAGGAAUGGAGCAAAGGAAACAGGACAGGAGGGUGUGUGAGGCAAACCAAAUUGUUUUGUGAGACUAAUACAAGUCAGUCAGUCGCUUCGAGAAGAAAUGAAGAUGGGUUUUUGAAGAUGUCGCAGUUAAAAGUACCAGAUUUUCAUGAAUAUAUCCAGAUCCCGAUUUCAGAUGCACCAAAAUGCAGGACACAGUGCCUAAAAAAUUGUUCUUGCCUGGCUUAUGCAUAUGUUGAUAACAUAGGCUGUUUGGUCUGGUCCAAGGACCUUCUUGAUAUACAGGAAUUUGCCUAUGGCGGAGAAGAUCUUUUUAUUCGCCUGGACCACUCAGAACUUGGUGAAGGAAAGCCAAUAAAGUUAAUUGCCAGCCUCACAGCAAUUUGUUUGAUUAGUAUCUUGGGUGCCGUAGGGUUCGGUUUCCACAGGUUGCAAGCUAAUAAUAAAAAGGGAAACGCCAAAUUAACUGAUACAAUUGAGAACGGAAGAGACACUCUUCAAGAAUAUAUUGGAAAGCAUGAUCCAUCAGAGCUGUUCAUCUAUAAUUUCGAUAGCAUAGUAAUCGCAACGAACAAUUUCAGUAUCACAAACAAACUCGGGGAAGGAGGAUUUGGCCCUGUUUACAAGGGUAAGCUGCAAGAAGGGAAGGAAAUAGCAGUAAAAAGACUAUCUAGUAGCUCAGGGCAGGGCAUGGAAGAGUUCAAGAAUGAAGUGCUGUUGAUCUCCAAACUCCAACAUAAAAAUCUUGUUAGGAUCUUGGGUUGCUGCGUUAAAGAUGACGAGAAGUUACUGAUUUAUGAGUUCAUGCCAAACAGAAGCUUGGAUACUCUUCUAUUCAAUCCAACACAGAGAGCAGUGCUUGAUUGGGGUAGACGCUUCAAUAUUAUUCAGGGUGUCGCUAGAGGGCUUCUUUAUCUCCAUCGUGAUUCCUGUUUGAGAGUAAUACAUAGAGAUUUGAAAGUCAGUAACAUUCUCUUGGAUGAGAAAAUGAACCCAAAAAUUUCAGAUUUUGGAUUGUCACGAAUCAUUGAAGCAACACGGAGUCCAGCAAAUACUCACAAGGUUGUGGGAACACUUGGUUAUAUGUCUCCGGAGUAUGCCAUGGGCGGAAUGUUUUCUGAAAAAUCUGAUGUCUAUAGCUUCGGCGUCUUGCUAUUGGAGAUUCUUAGGGGUAGGAAGAGUACCAGCUUCUAUCACAACGAAGAACAGCUAGGCUUCCUAUCUUAUGCAUGGCACUUAUGGAAUGAAGGCAGGGGAUUGGAAUUUGUAGAUGAAGUGUUGGCCGAUUCUUAUUCCUCAUCAGAAGCAACGACAUGCAUGCAUAUCGGGCUUCUUUGUGUGCAGGACAAGGCUGCAGAUAGGCCUAACAUGCUGGAUGUAGUUUUCGCGCUAAGUAAUGAGAAGGAUCUUCCACCACCUAAGCAGCCUAUAUUUACAAAUUUCGAAAACCCAUCAGUCUAUGAUCCUCACCCACAUUACAACAACAUUUUCUCUGUGGAUAACGCUACCAUAACAAUGAUUGCAGGACGAUAAGCAAUCCCAUACCGUCGCAUCACAAUGCGACGAAUUUCGACCAUCUGUAUGAGUAAUUUCUCCACCGUAUAACAUCGUUGCCGACGACCCUCGCUGUGGUGGGGGUCGGAAUAGAGCUUUUCAUUUCGCUGUCUAUUUCUUAGUUUUUACGUUAAUUUUCUCCCCAGUUCUUCCUGAUUCAACCAAAAUGUUUCUACCCAAAGCCUAUCUUCCCCAAAUACUUUCAAUUCGAUUUGUAGUCAAAUUUCAACGCAAAUUUUUGCAAUCUUUUGAGAGGGUGUGUAGAGCUUUGGUGGACUCAUCGGCUCGGGUGUUUACAACACCACCUCCCUCUCUCUGUUUGCCUUCUAUGGCACUGUCGUUUGGGGUGUUCCCACAGACUUCUUCCACUUCUAGCUGAGAUUGGGGCGAUCAAGACAGCUUUCGUGGUUGGCUUCCAUGGAGUUGCUCGAUUGGAUUUGGCGUUGGCAGGAGGAUUGGUUCUGGGUUGAUCGGGAAAACUUUGAAGGCGAUAGAUGCUAGGGUCAAGAAACAUCUUUUGUUUUGUCUCUAGUGUUGGGCUCUUUUGUUGAGCUUUGUUGGGCUUGUUGGGAGGUCCAUUUGUGUGUCUGGUACUUUUUUGUAUGUGGGCCUUUCUUUGUAAUCUAGUGUGUGUUUGAAAUAAAAUUGUCUCAUUUCUUUGCAAAAGGAUUUAUCCCAAAAAGACAAAAAAAGGUAGGGGGGCGAACCGCACUCUGAAAUUUUGCCUGAGUUUACCACCGCGCCGAUUUCAGCCCAAACUUCGCUUCAUUUACAAGAUAGCCACUGGGCUUAAGAACGGGUCUUCACUCUUUGGGCUGGAUCUGGGCUUUUGACUCGGGGAGAGAGAGGGAAGGGCGACAGAAGGGUUGAGAGGGAGAGGUUCGCCGGGAUUUCGGGUGAGGAUUUUCGGGAGGGACAUGGGGGUGGGUGUCCUGUGGUUGAUGCAUCGGUCAGAAGGUUGUUGGGGGAAGGAGAGGAGGGGGACAGAGGGACUGACGGAUUGGAGAGAGAUGGGAGCUACGGCUACGUGUCGACCAUCGUAGAAAGGGUGGGGGAUGGAAAUGCACUUCGUCUUCCGUUUGCUUCCUGAAACCCUAAGCUCCGAUCUCCCCUCCCAAUUUCUUUCAUUUUCAACUUUCCCGGGAAACAAACAGAAAAUUCCAGAACCCUUCCUUUGCGAGUUCCUAUUUCCCUACAAUAUGACCUCCCCCCGCUCGCUUACUGUAAAUUCCCUAAUCCCCCUUCCCAAUUUCCUUCCUCUUCAACUUUCCGGAAAACAAACAGAAAUUUUCCAGAACCCUUUCUUUGCGACUUCCUAUUUCCCUAUAAUAUCACCCUCUUUCUCUCCCAAAAUCCCUAAUUCCCACUUCAAUUCCAUAUCUUUCCAUCAAAUUCACCGUAAAAGAUCAGUCUUUCGCGUAUGAUUUAUUUCUGGGUCCGGUUUUUGAGCCCUGGUGCUUCCGGUAUUGCGUAACAAGGCGGAGGGCAAUAGCGCAAGGGUUUGGAAUUAGUUUAUCGAUCGUUGCGGUGGUUAAAAAUGCUACCUUGGGGUGGAUUGAGUUGUUGUCUGAGUGGAGCUGCUCUUUACCUUCUUGGCAGGAGCAGUGGCAGGGAUGCAGAGAUUCUUAAAUCUGCCACUCGGAUUAAUCAGUUAAAGGAAUUGGCAAAAUUGUUGGAUUCUGAAUGUAGAUUGCCAUUGGUGGUUGCGGUUUCGGGGAGAGUUAGCUCUGAAAUCCCCAUCAACUGCAGAACAACAUAUUUUUGAAACACAGUGGUGCUGGCUCAUGGAUACAGGAUUAUGCUUUGAUGCUUUCAAUGAGUAAAGAAGUUCCCUGGUACUUGGAUGAUGGACCUGGUCGUGUGUUUGUGGUGGGAGCACGAGCUGCCACAGGAUUUGUGUUGCCGGUUGCAAGUUAGGUAUUUGAAGAGUUCGUACGUUGGACAUUAGAUUAUCUCCAAGGCCUCAAGGUUUACUUAGUUUAGUAAUUGUUAUAUAAUUCUGAAUGAUUUGUUUUUCAUUUCAUGGAAAUGACCUGUUAUUUGAUUUAACUGAGUAAUUUAAUGGAAAUAUAUUGUCUAUUUUUCCAUACUUCGUUUUCUCUGCAACCAAACAGGGCCUGUGAGUUUUAUUUUUUAAAGGAUGUACUAAGGUUUUGGCUAAAUUACCAGACCUAAUUAGGAAAAGGAAUUGCUAAAUUAGAUUUCUCAAUCUCUUUUGUAUGUUGUAGAAAGCUAUUUAAUUUAUGCAGCUCUUGUACCAGUCUUUCUUUUUCGGCUUUAUUUGAUUUAUUCUCAUUUUUACUAAACUCAUGUUUCCAUUUCCUUUUUCUGUUUAUCAUACAUAAGCUGCUACUACGCGCUUGAAUGCAUUUUAUUAGUGGCGGGAUGCGAAGAAUGCUAGAUAUAUGUGCAGGAUUGCUUGAUUAGUGUUAGGGUUUUAACAACUAAUUGUUAGCAGCUAGAAGCUCUGGUUAGAUGAAUGCUAAUCUGAUUUUCCUUACCAGUUUCAUAGUGUUUGUUCCCUGCUGUAUACCUGCUGUACAGUUUCAUUUCUGUUUCUUCAUAACUCUCUUGGUCCUGGGAUAUAUGCAGAUUGAGUACAACGAAUGUCCAGUGUUCUCUAACUGUUCGGGUAUUUGUCAUAGGUUGUGUAGUUCAAGAAAUUUAACGUUUAGCAAUUGGCGAGUUAGAUGGAGCUGUUGGGCUUUACUAUCUUUGUAGCAGCCUGCCUAACAUUUUUUAGGCUCUACACUCUACCAUCCAAUUUAAUGAAAAAUUCAAAGAUUGGACGAUAUUGAUUGCAGAAAUGAAAAAAAAUACUAUGAUAUUAGAAAGGUGAAAAUAAUUCUGUUAGAAGAAGCAGCUAGCAUGAUGGGUAAUAUUUUAAGUUUGUAUUUUUAAAAGUUUUUGUUCUACAUUUUUACUUCUGUCCUUUGUAUGUUUGCAGUUAGAUCAAUGGGUUCAAACCCUUGAACUGAAAUUUGUUUGACAGUCUUGAAAGUGUUUGGCUUUUUGGUGCUCUUUAAUGUGCACUUUCUUUUGGCAAUGGAUACAUUCUUCAACAGGAGUGUGUUAUUCCGGUUUGUUACUUUGCUAAGGAAGCGAGUUGCUCUGUGCUAAAGGAGGAUGGUGAGUUGAAAUUCUCGGCCCUAUUUAAGGUUAUCAGAUGCUAUUCAUUGUGAUUUGCAAGGUUUUCCAAAAUAACAACAUUCAAAACAAUGGGGUGGUUUCGCUUUUCACAAAUUUACAUUGGUUGUCAUCUGUAAAUGUUAUACAAUGCUGAGUUCCAAACUUUAUCUCUGGCAUUUUACUGCGUUUUAGAUAGGAUGCAGUUAUGGCCGAAUAGCUAUGUAAUUUUUUAUCUUAUUUUUUUCUUUCCAUUAUUAGGUGCACAGUACAGGGCAGACAAGCUUAGUGGGUUUCCUAAAUGACGAGAAAUUUUGGAAUUGAAAACAUGAUGGGAUUUUAGGAACUACCCAUGGGCUGUAGUUUUCCCCAUUUGUAAUUAGCAAUUUCUUUAAUCAUGUUAGUUUGAUAGUGUUUCGUUGCUCAGAAAAUUUAAGGAUUUAAAAUAUCAUGGGUUUGAGGUUUUAAGAAAUACCCAAGUUCUAUAGUUUAGUGCCUUUGUUCUUAUUAGGAUUCUUCAACUUUGAUUUGGAUCAAUUUUGGGUCUGCAAGUUGUAAUUGAGGUUAAAAUUCAAAAGUUUUAUAAAUCUUUGAUUGAUUGAUCAAGUUUACGGUAUAGAUGAUGUAAGAAUUUGUCGCCAAGGGUUUGAGAGAAGGGUGGUUUCACAGGAAUUGAAGCUCUGGCUCUCGUUUGAGAAGCAAGAAAUUACAAUUGAAAAAGCCAUGUGUAAUAAGCGGAAAUGUAUCACCAUUGUGAAAGGGCUACACCUUUUGGGAGACCCUGGUUUUUUGUUUUUUGGGGCUUUUGUUUGCAGCCUCCAAAGCUGUCUGUGCUCACGCCUUAUGAUAGCAGUGAGUUCAAAGUCGAGAGGGAAAGAAAGCACAGAUUCUGGUUCACAAUUGAACAAUCUGCAAUUAAAUUCAGAGAUUGUUGGGACUUCUAAGGUUGAUUGCGACCUGGGUGAUCAGAAAAAAAAAGGGAAAAGAAGUAACUUUCUGGAGGAGUGUCCGACAAUACCAAACAAAAAUCCAAAAUUGCUCUUCAACCAGUGGGUUAAGUGUAAAGUCAUUCAAUCGGUUAUUCAACUAGUUUUUUCAGAAACUUACUAUUCCUGCCAGAUGCUCAAAUAUUAUGUCUUCUACGUUUUUGGUUUCCCUUUUUCAGUUUUCCCCCAAGUAGUGGGCUGACCACUUGAAACUAUGAGUAUAAUACUGAUAGCAGAGUACGAUCUACAAAUGAAUGCUUUCUUAUAGCAUGCAUAUCCAUAUAUAGCAAGCAAAAUUUCACUUCA